AUGUCCGACGACGAAGUCGACCUGGAGCUGCUAGACCUCAUGCGGAAGCAUUGGGGCGGUGGUGCCAAAGUCGAAGGUCCACCAGAAACAAAAGUCCUGGAAAAUGCCCAGUUCAUCUGCGACAACAGCAUGGACGUUGCUCUCGAUAUGCGAUCUACCAAAGUCGCCGCGCAGCUUGUUUUUGACGAGAUGGAGAAGCGGAACUACACAACCAAGACCUGGUCGGAGCAUGAGCUACACCCCAAAGCAAAAGACGAGAGCACUGUAAACUUCAUCUUCACCAUGGACCUCCUAAACUUUAGCUUCUGGAGCGAGAAGAACGAGGAGGAGCGCUUCGCGGUAGUGUACAAGGGAAAGAGAUGGACAGGAUAUUGGAGUCUGGUUGCAAUAUUACAACGAGCCUUGGAACAAGACAUCCCAAUCACUAGUCCAGCUUUCUGGGUUGACCAGGAACAAUGUUCAGAUGAAGUCCUGCGAACCAUCUUCACUUCUGGUACCGACGAGGAGAUCCCCAUGUUCGAGCAGAGGGUGCGAUGCCUUAGAGAAGCUGGACAAAUUCUAGAUGAGGAAUUUGAUGGCAGUGUGAUCACACUCAUUGAAGACGCGAACAACUCUGCAGCCGGUCUCGUGAACCUACUCGCUGAAAAGUUCAAUUGCUUCAGGGAUGAAGGUAGAUUUGAAAAUAAGAAGGUGCGCUUUUUGAAGCGAGCUCAGAUCUUCGUUGCAGACCUAUGGGCUGCGUUCGACGGUGAGAGCUAUGGCGAGUUCGAUGACAUUGACAAGAUUACCAUUUUCGCAGAUUACCGCAUUCCUCAGAUGCUACAUUCAUUAGGCAUAAUCUGGUACUGCCCGCCUCUCGAGAAUAAGAUACGCCGUCAAGGGAUCAUCGAAUCUGGCCAUUCUUGGGAGAUGCAGAUACGGGGUUGUAGCAUCUGGGCUGCAGAGCUCCUCCGUAGGGAGAUUCUGAAGCUUAAACCAAACGCCAAGGUCAACGCUAUUCUCAUCGACUUCUUCCUGUAUGACCUUGCGAAAGAGAAGGAGAAAGAAGAGGCAGAGGUGAUACCACAUCAUCGAACACGAAGCAUAUGGUAUUGA
Alternaria arborescens is the source of this 1095-nucleotide messenger RNA. RefSeq lists its product as hypothetical. Bases 1 to 1095 code for a protein of 364 amino acids. The record is from RefSeq and is a predicted model, not a curated record. Lineage: Eukaryota; Fungi; Ascomycota; Dothideomycetes; Pleosporales; Pleosporaceae. The transcript has 3 exons.